Molecule: messenger RNA, 2284 nt
Organism: Labrus bergylta (ballan wrasse)
Lineage: Eukaryota; Metazoa; Chordata; Actinopteri; Labriformes; Labridae
Gene: snrnp35
Product: small nuclear ribonucleoprotein 35 (U11/U12)
Biological process (GO): mRNA splicing, via spliceosome
Cellular component (GO): U12-type spliceosomal complex; precatalytic spliceosome
Molecular function (GO): mRNA binding; snRNA binding
Source: RefSeq, a predicted model, not a curated record
AAUGAUAGUCGAUGAUCUCAACAACGUACGAACAAAGUAUAAGUAGGAACCUUAAAAACGAUGACUGACAAAACCUGUUUCUACACGGAAUGUUUUUUGUUGAAGAACGCGUUUGCUGCAGGCUGCUUUCUGUCGGCUUAUUUCGAAAAAUAAAAAGCGGAAAGGUUUCAACUGGACUUUUUCGUUUUUUGUUUUGGUAAAAUGGUUGACUGGAGUCCGAUAGCGAAGGUGUUCGACCCGCUGAAAGCUGGCAGCAUCGACAGCACGGACGUGGAGCCCCAUGACCGGGCGGUAUGGAGGGCUAUGGGGGCCCGGUAUAAACCCAACAAAGGUGUUGUUGGGGACCCGCUGCUCACCCUGUUUGUGGCUCGUCUAAACCCGCAGACAACAGAGGACAAACUGCACCAAGUGUUCUCCAAGUACGGAGACAUCCAGCGAGUGCGACUGGUCCGGGAUAUCGUCACAGGCUUCUCCAAAGGGUAUGCCUUCAUUGAGUAUAAGGAGGAGCGGUCCAUCGUCCGAGCCCGCCGGGACGCCAACAAGCUGGUGGUUGACCAGCAUGAAGUGUUUGUGGAUUAUGAACAGGAGAGGACCCUCAAGGGGUGGGUCCCCCGGAGGCUCGGCGGCGGACAGGGAGGGAAGAAAGAGUCCGGACAGCUGCGGUUCGGCGGCCGGGACAGGCCUUUCCGCAAACCCAUUAACCUCGGGGUCGGUCCGGUGCAGGAGUGGGGCGGCGGAGGUGGAGGUGGAGGGAGAGAGUGGGACAGACAAGAGGGCAGAGACAGGGAAGACCGGGACCGACACAGAGAGGCCGAGUGGGGCGGCAGAGGGAGGAGAGACGACCGGGACAGAGGCAGAGAGAGGGAGGACCGCAGACAGCGGGACCGGAGCAGGCACCGGGAGAGGAGAUGAUGACAUGAGAAUAAUCUCAUCUGCUUUAGAAGAAGAUUGUGAAACAUUCUCAAAUCAUCUGGCUGUCUCUAAGAAUGAGUGUUUAAGUGGACCGAAUGCAGCUGGCUAUGGAAAGUUUAGCUUUUCAGUUAUUGCCUUCUCUUGGUAUAUAUCCUCUAUGUGGAUAAUGACAAGUUUUAUUGUUUGAUUUUAAGAGACUGUGUUGAGGAGUUAACCUGAAGCAUCGUUUUCAUCUUGUAAUGUUGUGAUUUCUCUGGGAGUUUCUUACCUCUCACACUCCUAUGUUAUGUACAUUUAGCAGUUAAUAUGUUACAAUGAAUCAUUUUAUCACGGUGAAUUUGUGUUUUAACCCUGAGACAGCAAAGUGCCUUUCAACAAGUGAAUUCAGCCGAAGAGACAACGUGUCCUAAUUUUUGUUCUAAUAGCUUAAAUGCCUCCUAAUAUUCAUUUUACACUGUUCAAGAGCAACAUGUUGUUUUUUUUUUUAAUAAAGGUCAGACACACACUAACAAGCUUGUUUCGUAUACUGAUCUAUAAAACAUUUAGCUUAAUGCAAAUGUUAUGGUCUAAAACUUUGUGUUCUAAUAAAAUUUCAGCUCCAUUUGCUUCCAUUAAAGCUUCUUAUCUUGCUCUUUGUUGGAGCCAAUGAAGUUAGGAGAUGCAAUUAGUUUUUGAUAGAUCCUGGGAAGUCAAUCUCUCAGUAGUUCAAAGUGAAAAGAUAACAGUCCUAUGACUUCUUCUGAUCCCUGUUCUGGUCCGACAGAGCAGAUGAUGUUUCACUUAUGAGUCACAGGGUGGAUUGUUUUUUCUCAAGAUGACAACAAGUAUGGCUGAAGUCAUUAAUACAAGGAUCUGUUGUUAGCAUUAGUCCAUUAGAUGUUUUUCCUGUGACUCCAUGCAUAUCCUGCAUCAUCAAUCCAUUUGGUCAUCAACCCGACCUGCUGCUGGGAAAUUCAUCACUGCUACCCGAGAAGAAGCCAAACUAGAGAAAAGAGAUUGUGCUGGAAAGAUCUGAUUGCUUGGUAACUGUAUGUAACAGAAAACAACCAAGCAACCAAUGGAUGUGGUUACAUUUAUUACUGACUGAAAAUAUGUAUUUCCAGACAGAUACAAACUGUGCUGUGAGGGGUUAGGAAAGGGCAACUCAACCAAACCUCUCACACAAACUUGUGAAUAUGUUGUACUAUUUAUAUUGUAUAAUAUGCAGACAUGCCCAUAAAGCCCAUAAUGCCCACAAAACCUGCCUUUUAAACUAUUUUUAUUUCUGUGUUUUUAUAGUACAUGAUUAGAACAGGCAAGUGACUGUUUCAAAGUGAUGGAAUUAAACAUUUUCUGUAUUUCUGUUUUAAAUAAAUUGUCAUUUUUGGGAUCA